UUGAUGACAUGUAGCAUAUGCAUGGUAUUUAUUAAGUUACAUAUAUCAAUUCUCCAUUACACAAACCAAAGCCCCCUCUGAAGCACAUCAAUUAAGUGGCAUCAGUAGUCAUCACCAUGUCUCUCUGCCAUCUUCCAUUCUCAAUGCUCAUAAUCAUCCUUUCUCUCCUGAUAAUAAACCACAUUUCUUCCGGAGCCAACGCCGCUGCCGUGAACACAUCCCUCUUCCGCCACCGCUACCUCACGGUGGAUUACUACUCCAAAACUUGCCCACACCUUGAACAGAUCGUCAGCUUCGUCGUUUCUCAGAAGUUCAAAGAUUCUCCGGCCACUGCUCCGGCCACCAUCCGCCUCUUCUUCCACGAUUGCUUUGUUCAGGGAUGUGACGGGUCAGUUUUAUUAUCAAGCAAGCCAGGAAGUAAAGAACUGGCGGAGAAGGAUGCGCAGGAUAACAAGGAAAUACCGGCGGAGGCGUAUGAUAUCAUAGAAAGCGCCAAAGGAAUGGUGGAAAGCAAAUGUCCAGGUGUUGUAUCUUGUGCAGAUAUACUUGCACUUGUAACUAGAGAGUACAUUCAUCUGACUGGAGGACCGUAUUACCCGGUAAAAAAGGGCAGGUGGGAUGGACGCACCUCAAUGGCAAGCUUGGUAUAUGCAAAUGUUCCUCAUGCAAAUUCCACCAUUGAUGAUCUAUUGAAACUCUUCUCAUCAAAAGGUCUAACAAUUAACGACUUGGUAAUCUUAUCGGGGGCUCAUUCCAUUGGUUUUGCACACUGUAAAAAUUUUGUGAACCGUCUCUACAACUUUAGAGGGACAGCAAAGCCGGAUCCAGAUAUGGAUCCAAGGCUCCUUAAAUCCCUUAGAAUGUCAUGUCCACAAUAUGGUGGCAACAUCAAUGUUGUAGCACCUUUUGAUGCUACAACUCCAUUUGCAUUUGACAAUGCCUAUUAUCAAAAUUUGCAAGGGAAAUUAGGGUUGUUGGCAAGUGAUAAAGCAUUGUUUUUGGAUCCUAGAACAAGGCCUUUGGUCGACGCUUUGGCUAAAGACAAGAACAAGUUUUUUCAAGAUUUUUCUUUGGCUAUGGAACAUUUGGGGAAUAUUGGUGUGAAAAGAGGAAAGAAGCAUGGUGAGAUAAGAAAGGUGUGCAAUAUGCAUAUAUAACUUAUAUCUUUUUUUUCUUUUACUGAAGUUUAUUUAUAAUUUGAUUCAAUGAUACCAAGUAAGAUUUUAUAAUUUUUUGGUUGUGAGUUUAUCUGUCAAUUAAAACAUACUUGGAUUUUCAUUUGAUUGAAGAUUCGGAGCUCAAUUCAAAAA
Molecule: messenger RNA, 1310 nt
Organism: Lactuca sativa (garden lettuce)
Lineage: Eukaryota; Viridiplantae; Streptophyta; Magnoliopsida; Asterales; Asteraceae
Product: peroxidase 19
Biological process (GO): hydrogen peroxide catabolic process; response to oxidative stress
Molecular function (GO): peroxidase activity; heme binding
Source: RefSeq, a predicted model, not a curated record